AUGGAUCAAGCAAAGCUCGGCGCAGAGGCACUCAGUGCAGGCAACUACGCCGAAGCCAUCAAGCUAUACACAGCCGCCCUUGCAGUCUCACCCACAUCACCCGACUACCUCAUCAAACGAUCUACCGCAUACCAGAGAACCUCGCCCGCCGACUAUCAGUCAGCCCUUGCUGAUGCCGACAAGGCCGUGCUCAGUGCACAAAAGAGAGGCAAGCGCGAGCUCAUCGUCCAGGGCCAGUUCCGACGAGCCAUAGCACUCUUCGGUUUGGAACGCUACCCCGACUGCCGCUUCCUGCUUGACGUUGUCAAGCGUAUGGAUCCGAAAGACAAGUCUAUUCCUAUGUGGGAAAGCAAGGUCAACACAAAAAUCUCCGCCAUGGAAGGCUCGACCGAUGUUACUGUCAAGGAGACACCUGAAGAGAAGGAGGACACUACAGUCGCAAGCCCUCCCAAGAAGGCUGACACAACACGCACAACCACCUCUACUCCCGCACAACCCCCUGCAGUGACUCAGACACCCGCAGACAAGAUCCGUCAUGACUGGUACCAGAACAACGACAAGGUCUACUUUACCCUCCUCGCAAAGGGCGUCCCCAAGGACAAGGCCAUCAUCGAUAUUCAAACUCGCUCUCUGAGCAUCUCCUUCCCCCUACAGAGUUCUUCCGACUUCGACUUUUCUCUCGAGCCCCUCUUCGCCGAGAUCGAUCCUUCAGCAUCAACCUCUUCCAUCAUGUCCACCAAGGUCGAAGUCGUCCUCAAGAAGUCACAACCCGGUCAAAAGUGGUCAGCUCUAGAAAGCAACGAGCCUGUCGCGAACAAGUCGACUACCACCGCAUCCGUACCCUCGUCGGUUCUCCAACCUACCACCACACAAAAGGCACCUUCAUACCCUACCUCAUCCCGCAGCGGCCCCAAGGAUUGGGACAAGCUGGCAUCUGAAGCUCUCGCCAAGCCCAAGACUGGCGAUUCCAAGUCAGACGGUAAGAUCGAGGAAGAGGAGGAGGACGAGGGUGGUGAUGCAGUCAAUGGCUUUUUUAAGAAACUCUACGCCGGUGCAGACGCUGAUACCCGUCGCGCAAUGAUGAAAUCCUUCAGCGAAAGCAACGGUACCGCUUUGAGCACCAACUGGGAGGAAGUCAAGAAGGCCAAGGUCGAGACCAACCCACCUGACGGCUUGGAAGCAAAGAAGUGGUAGUCCACACCUCUUGAUGGACUUCUCUUGGUUAGUUUAUGGUUAUUGAUUUACAUGGUGCCGUACGGCAUAGCAUGGUUUUUCUAAAAUAGCAGGGUGCUUUGGAGUUAUUUUUAUUUGGUCAAUACCAGCGCUCACUUGGAGCCAGGGUAGUUUCGGCACAGUCUAAAUCAAUUCAUAUUGACAUUGAUCUCACGCAUCAGAGUUC
Aureobasidium pullulans EXF-150 is the source of this 1399-nucleotide messenger RNA. RefSeq names its product SGS-domain-containing protein. Gene Ontology annotation, biological process: protein stabilization. The transcript has a single exon. Gene Ontology annotation, molecular function: protein-folding chaperone binding. The coding region runs from base 1 to 1194 and encodes 397 amino acids. Lineage: Eukaryota; Fungi; Ascomycota; Dothideomycetes; Dothideales; Saccotheciaceae. The record is from RefSeq and is a predicted model, not a curated record.